AUGGAGUUGCAGGGCUCCGUGGGAUACCGGGGACAUAGGGCGCCGCGAAUAGCCAACCGUGCUGAAAGGUUCCUACUUCAUGGGAUAGAUGAGCCCGAAAUAUUUAUUGACCAUGACGACCUUUUCAGGUAUUCUUCAGGCAGGUGGCUGGUAGAUGAGAAACAACAACUAGAGCAACGCUUUGUGAAAUUCAAUGUUGAACGCCUUUGCCGCGAAGCGGUCUCGUUGUUCAGGGAUGCAACAAAAUGUGUGCGUGUGGUUAAGGUAGAAGGGAACUUUAACAAAGCGUUCCUCCUCACAAUGGACGAUGGCAGCGAAGUUAUCGCAAAGCUUCCAUGUCGAAAUGCGGGUACGCGCUCGCUGAUAACGGCGUCAGAGGUGGCUACUUUGCAGUUUUGGCCAUCUUUUUUGGAGUUUGCACUCUCUAUUCCACAGCGGGAAAUGGACUCCAUUGGUGACCCGAAAUCUGAAUUACAUCAUGAUGAUCGAUUCGGCGAGAGACCGUCUUUGAAUGAGUAUAAGCUCCUUUUGCAAAAGGCGAUAGAUAUCCUUCCUAUUUUAUCACGCGAUCCGCGUGUGAUAGAGGUGGCAGGACCUACCUUAUGGCAUACUGAUUUGCAUUUGGGAAAUAUUUUCGUUUCACCUGACGACCCUACUACUAUUUUAGGAAUAAUUGAUUGGCAAUCAUCUCAAGUCGGCCCUUUUUUCAUCCAAGCUCGAUUUCCAGAGUUCCUUAAGCCGCCGAAGCAUUACUAUCCCGGCACCAAAUUACCCACAUUACCGGAUAAUUUUGAUGACCUAGAUUCGGAGCGAAAGGAACAAGCUACUAAGGAAAAUAUUUUGGCAUCGCAGUCCAAGUACUACGAGAUGUCCAGUCUGGCGAACAAUAAACGGGUGUACGAUGCUUUGAAGCUUGACCGCAGGAUAUGGGAGCCCUUCACAUGUUGCCGGCGGUUCUCCAAUGGCAGCAUGGUUCCGCUACGUAACUCUAUGAUACGCAUUUCACAGGAUUGGACUCUGCUUGGACUUCCGGGUAACUGUCCUUUAUCGUUUACUGAAGAGGAGUUAAGAAGGCAUAAUGAGCAGGCGGUGCAGUACCAAGACAUGCUCUACUUGUGGGAUAUUGUGAAGACCCAACUCUCUACUGAUGACUCCGGCUGGGUCCCAGUGGAGCGAUGGAAGAAAACAAAUGAGGUAAAUAGAAGCCUCUUUGACAUGUAUGUUGAAACUAUGAGUGAAGAGCUAUCACCAGAUGUGGCAUUGAAAAUAUGGCCAUUUCCGCCCAAGGAUCUUUGA
Molecule: messenger RNA, 1296 nt
Organism: Histoplasma capsulatum G186AR
Lineage: Eukaryota; Fungi; Ascomycota; Eurotiomycetes; Onygenales; Ajellomycetaceae
Exons: 3
Coding region: 1-1296 (431 amino acids)
Cellular component (GO): mitochondrion
Source: RefSeq, a predicted model, not a curated record